GAAAAGAAAUACAAGUCUGUUUCUAACAUCUGUUACACAUUUUCUCACCCGGAAUAACAGAAGCGAGCUGCUACCGAAGUUCUACUCGAAUAGAAAACUGUGACACUGUUGCUGGUUGUUGAUUUGGUUUGUUAGAAAAAUAAAAAAAACAAAGAAGAAGAAGACGGCCGGUGAACUGAACCUCCUGCAGUUACCCCUGUUCAAACCUUUGAGCAGGAAAUCCAAAUACAAAACAGCGGCCAGAGACGGAAGGAGUGUUUUCACACUCGUCUGUUUGCUCUUGCAGCACAUCAAGGUUUUAGCAGAUCGGGGAAUUUCUGAAAUGACGAAAUCCGGCCAAACACGAGCUUUGACCUGGCUGAAGCUGCGGUUUAGUCCGGGAGCUGCUCAAACAGAGGACGACUGUGACUCCAUCUGGUUUCACUUUCUGUGAAUCAGAGGUGUUUACAGAAUAAAGCUCUUCAGUUGCUGUCGUGUUGUGCAAAUGAAGAAAAACCCUCAUAACGGAUUUAGACUGUUUGGAGAUGUGGGCCCACUGUAGAUGACUGACCAAUCACUGCAGGCUCAUACGUCCUAUUGUUUACAGCUUCAGUUACCGUGGACGCGUGGCACUGUAGACUGAGGUUCUGAUCCCUGUACCACUGGAUUUGUGCCUCGCUCGUUCUGAACAUGCUGCCCUGAAUGAAUGCAGCCGCAGCUCGUAAUAAUUUCAUCAUUAUCAUUAUUAUUCUUAUUUGUCUCUUUCAACCGUUCGUUUUUUGAUGCCGCGUUGAGUCGGAUCAGAUCGCGGAAAGAUUCCCGAGGCAGCAUUCGGCUCAGAAGUGACAUUGAUCCUCAGUCAUACAUGUUUUCACUGUAAUGCUUCUAAUCAUUUUCUUAUUCAUAUAAACAGGAAAGGACGACAUAAGAAAACCCAACAUCUGGUUCAGACAAUCCCCUUAGAAAUAGAGGUAUGACACAUAGCUAGUAAACUACCUGUAACUGAAUUCCAUUCUCAGAACGACUCUGCCAUGACGGCUUGGAAACGAGGCGAUCGGGACGAACAAACACUCCGUUCCCCUGACGGACAGUCGGCCGUGGUGAUACACGAGAAACCGUGGCAGCAACAAGCGACACAUUCAACGACAAAGUGCACACGACGCGUCUCGGUGAGAAACUCUGAACGUGAACAGAAACUUCCGUUUCUUUUGCCGAGAACUCCACAGGGCAGCUUCAAGUAAAAUUCAGAGGUGACGCAGAGUUCAUGCGAUGGGAGAGCUUCCUCCAUUGUGGACCGGGUAGUUCUCCGUUCCCCCAAAGGUUUGAGUCCACCAAAGUUAAACUUUUGCAAAAGCUCUACAGCAGGUCCACUGAUGGUGGACCGCUUUUGCUGUUGUGACCGGGCCUCCGGGCGUCCUGCCUGGCAGCCAGUUGAAGGGGAACAAAGGCCGAGAACACGGUGUCUUCCGGUGUGUUCAUUUCUUCUUCUACUGCUGUGUUAAAAGCACUGAGAUGCUCAUGCGAGACAGGAGCAGAAGGACACAACAGCUAACGUCAGCCACUGGGCUGUAAUUCAGGAUAAACUGGAUAGAUGAGGGUGAUUGAAACAGACAUUUGUAUGAGAAGAAAACUGUGUUUUCUUGUUUCAAAAGUAUAUGAAAAAGUAUAAAACUCCCCCACUUCUCAAGCCAAAUAAAGGAUUUCAAAACCUCCUGGGUACAGCUGGAGAUGGCAGGUCUGGGGUUUUUAGCUCAUGAAGAAUGGACUUUUUAUAGAUGCGUGGUCCCGACAGGACAUGAUGGUCUUAUAGAGUACGAUGCGUGGCUGUGGAGGAAGCUUUCCAACACGACGCAAGGGAAUUAAAAUGCAAAACGCAGCAGUGACAGUAGAACCAUUUCACUGCAUCAGGACGAUGCCUGAAGUACAUUUUGCUGAUUUUGCUUUAACUCAAGGUUGCGAAUGCAGGACUUGUACUUGUAGUGGAGUAUUUUCACAGUGCUACUUUUACUGAAGUAAAGGAUCCAAACGCUUCCUCAACCACUGCCUGCUGAUUGGUCUUGACAAUGACUUCAGUGUUGGGAAACUGUGGCUUCAGCAGCAGUUUUUUCCAGCCACCUACUAGUCUUUAAAAUCCCCUUUACUGAGACAUCUCUGCUUGAUUCUUCACUGCUGUCACCACUGAAGUGAUGAAAUCUGGUCCUUUUACCGUCAACAGUCUGGAAAUUACAGAUGCAGCCUGCCAGGCCACGAGCACUGACCUUGACUGGGAGGGAUGAAUGAUAACUGCGUGCAAACUGGGAGGAGCGUCAGGUCUUUAUAAAAUCACCCCGCUGUCUCCCUGAGCUAAAACCGGGAGACAAAGACUUCCUCCAGACUAAGAUCCAUCAUGUUUGCCUUCAAAAUGCUCCUCUCCGUUCUGGCUCUGACUCUGUUGGCUGCUUCUGUGGAGUCUUCGUCUGGUGGUGCCCCUGCAAACCACAACUUCGACCUGUCGGGCUCAGCCCUGACGAGGCUCUAUAACUCUCCAGUGCAUCACGCUGAGAGGAUGAAGAGGCCGUUGGAAGGGACUUCAUCUUGGUUCGGACCAAUCAGCCACUCUGGAGUUCGAGUGACGCUGGAAGACGGCACUAAGUGGCUCGUGCAUAAAGGAGAUGGAUACGGAAGAUCCUCUCAGACGGUGGUGACCGAUGCUCAACACAUGAGCUCAGACUGGACGCCUGUCAGUUCCAGAGAGUUCCACGGUACGAAGACAGUCUCCGACUUCGUGAGAGCCGGAGGCUCCGGCUACAACCUCUUGCUGGAUAACUGCCACCUGGGCUCUCGUCGAAUGAUUAAUCAGUAAACGCAGACUUCCCCCUGCCCUUUGAAGUUUGAGUCACAAUUUGUUUCCUGCGGAGGAGGAUUAGGGACACGUGAAUAAAUAGAAUUUUGUCCCUAACCCUCUUCCUCUCUGCUGAACAGAAAAUAAAGGUGAAACCUCACAGAAAGUGUCGUGUGCUUUUAUUCCACCGGAGGCUGUUGACUGUAUUUAAAGGGAAAUUCCACCUGUAUUGUGCAGGUGCACAUCUUCUCAGAGCAUCCUGUCUUCACCAUUUAACGUCCCGUCUAUAACCAUGUGAAACAUCGACUACACGACAUAAACACACUUGAGUUCUGUUAUUUGUGUAACCUGACUGAUUAACAGAUUAAACCACUGGACUGGUGUUUG
Molecule: messenger RNA, 3187 nt
Organism: Xiphias gladius (swordfish)
Lineage: Eukaryota; Metazoa; Chordata; Actinopteri; Istiophoriformes; Xiphiidae
Exons: 4
Coding region: 2366-2821 (151 amino acids)
Source: RefSeq, a predicted model, not a curated record